This is a messenger RNA of Coregonus sp. 'balchen', 11040 nucleotides long. The record is from the annotation of a GenBank genome assembly. Lineage: Eukaryota; Metazoa; Chordata; Actinopteri; Salmoniformes; Salmonidae.
AUGCUGAAGUGCAGCAUGAGUCAGCUAACUCCUGUCUCCAAUCUUGAACAGGGCGGGUGUCACAGACUGCGAGAAGGAGAGGGUUGGUCCGGUCGGGUGUCAUUCUUAAUGGAAAAACUCCUCCUGUUACAGUACUCCACUAUCCACGAUCUGGGUCAGCGUCAGUGUAAGUGAUGUCAUCGAGAACUUGGUUGAGCCCUGUCCUCAGGGCGAGAUAGGGUGAGAGGGCUGCCGGACGCCCAGCUGGCCUGUGGAGACAACCCGCCCCGGGAGAGACAGAGCCAGGGAGGGAUGCAGGAGGACGAGGUGGGAGACAACGGGUCCCUGGCCCACAACACACAAGAUACAGGAAGUGACAGAACCAGUGAAGGGUAGGCCAACCCCAGGAGGGCCCAGAGACAGGUCUCCGAGCUAACCAGAGGACGUCUGCAGCACGGAGGAGCGGGGAGGAUGGAGGGCCAGGUGUGUGUGGGAAUGGUGGGAUUCAGGUUGUUCAAAUUUUUAAUUUUAGUCAUUUAGCAGACACUCUUAUCCAGAGCGACUUACAGUUAGUGAGUGCAUACAUUUUUCAUACUGGCCCCCGUGGAAAUUAAAGUUUUCCAAUAAUAAGUAACAGGAGAGGCCAUUAAACUACCAGUUAGUCAUAAGUGCAAAACAGUUCUUAUAUGCUUCAGUGAACAAAGAUAAAGAAAAAGCUAGAAUACCCAAAUGAAAAGGAAUGCUCAAAGUCAGCACUCAGGGAACUACAAAGGUGAUAAAACCAAAGUUAUUUCUAUGGUUUAGUAAACAAGAUUUUCCGAACUAGAGUUUCCACCAUUUUAGUUAUAGUACAUAUUGACACUUUUGAAUAGAAUUUGGCACUCAGCAGUCCAAAUGUGUGUAAGCGUACGAGUGUACACGUGUGUGUUUACGUGUGUGUGGUGUGGUGUGUGUAUAUGUGUGUUUUAAUCCAUAUCUCUGGGUGCGGCAGGUGUGUGUCUGGAGGAACAGUGCCUCAGUGGGAGCAGGAGGAGGCCAUCCCCGGGGGUGGUGUUACUACCGUAUCCAGAGAGGGAGAGGGACAGGCGGACAGAGGAGCCCAGGGGCCUGGGGCCCUUCUUCUUCUUUGGAGGAGGGAAUGGAGCCUCCAUGUAAGUCACUCCCCUAUACAAUGAAGUGAAAUGAUAAGACAAUUCAACUUAGGUCUUAAUUCAAUCUUUUGAGUGUUGACAUUUUUUGUAUUGACUACUUUUAUUCAAUGUAGAGUAACCUCCUAUUGUGAAGCAGAGGAUGGCACGGAUCUACGACAAGACUAGAGAGGACUUUAACUCAAGUGGUGCGAGAUCAAAUCCCCAGUCACCUACUACAACUUCAAAGAAGGUAGCUGUUCUAUAGAACUCAUAUGUUUCACUCCACAGAGGAUCAAUACAGUUACAUAAAAUGGGUUUAAAUUUAGUCUUGAAUAUUUCAUAAUAAGCGGCAAAUAUAUAUCUGGGUUCAGUGAUUGAAAUGUGUCUCUUUGUAGAAGACAACAGAUGUAAAAUGACUAUAUGAAGGAGAAUGGUUUUGCUUAUGUCAUCAUGUCGUAGGUGAACAGCUCCUUUACCAGAUCCCCAACAACAAGUGCUGAAACCACUAAGACGGCCUCCUUAGCAGCCUAAGGGAGUAUGACCGCGUCAGCAGCAAGGUCAACCACGGUCGAGGACUGAGGUGAGGCAUCCGAGACAAAGAAGGUGCAUAGGGCUCUCACAGUAUAGUCCUGUAAAAUACUGUAUCUCUAUAGAGUAGUUCAUAAUGUCUACUUCUAAUGGUUACUUCAUCUAAUGGCUACUUCUAUAAUAAGUUAUGUUGGUUAACUUUUUAUUUUUCUCUUUUUAUUUUACUUCACUAGGGUUUGUCUUUCCUGGAUCUGUUUUUAAUCCAGUAUUAAAAUAAGAUAACACUUUAAAGAAGUGGACAAUCCCUUUAAGUAGACAGUGACCUUUCAUCUAUGGCUACUUCUGUGCCUUGUAGGAGGUUGAAAUUGACGAGUUUUUCCCGAACACCUUCCGCAUGGGACAUGAGAGAUGAGAGAGAGGCUUUCUUUGCCCAGCAGGAAGGUAAAAUUGGCCUAAGUCAAAUACACGCCUCCAGUAACACGAUGACAUGUCAAUACUAGCACAAUAUAAUACAGGUUCAACUAGAUUCUGUAGGGGCUACAGUUUGAAAAGGAACUUGUGCUUCAUGGAAGAGACAAUGAAGGCAAAGACAAUGAAAACAAAUAAUGCGUAACUGACAGAUUUGCGUGACACAAUAGUUGUCCUGGCGAUUUGAAUGUAUUAUUGAUUAUUGACUUAUUGGAACAUUAAGGUACAGCAUUUCAGUUCCCAGCAGGCUAUUUUGAUAAAAUCACAAGAGAACCUGUUGUUUGCCAUAGAGAAAUGUCGGCAGAGGGCAGGUCUGAGACACAGAGAGGACAUGCAGUGAAAAGCCAUGACACCCACAGUCCUUUGAACAGUCGCUACUGCCCUCAAAUGCAGCAGCCUUUCCACCAUACGCCUCUCCUAAUUUCAAACCUGUUUAUUUCAAAAUCAAAAGGCAAUCGCACAUCUGAGCUAUCUUUGUUGCAGGUGCAUGGUAACAGUUGAAUAACAUGAGAAAAAUAAGAAAACCCGCACACUGCUCUUGCUAGUAUCACUGCUCUUUAUUAAGCUUUACAUAUCGGCCUCAAGGCCUUCGAAACUGUUUAUUUCACCUUCUGCAGUUAGAAGGGUUUGUAAAGAGACAGAAGGGUUGAAGAAGAAACCAUGACACAGUCAGUUCUCCCACUUACACCAAUAGCACAAGUAGACUUAUGACUCAGCUGUCAUAAAAGAAGGAUGCGUAUAACUUGCAAUGUGCAUCAUCAUGCAGUUAAUAGUAACUUUUAAUUCUAAAAGUUAAAGGUAAAAUCCACUCAAAACUAUAUUUUGGUAUUUAUUUCAUUAGCCCAUUGUUAAUACAAUCCCAAAAUGUUUUGCAUGUCAGCAGUCAGUUUUCAGGAUAUUGGACUUUCAAGAAGCAAAGUGUCACUUGCCACAUCUCAUGAUGAUGCAAAUGCAUCAUAUGAAUGCAAACGCAAAACAAGGAAUCCUCCUCUCCUCCCCCUAACUCCUCCCUCUCUGUGGAUGACUUCGUCAACCAUUUUGAAAAGAACGUUGACGACAUCCGAUCCUCAUUUAUUAAGUCAAUGACACCACUGGUCCUGCUCACCUGCCCUACCCUAUGCUUUGACUUCUUUCUCCCCUCUCUCUCCAGAUGAAAUCUUGCGACUUGUGACGGCCGGCCAACAACCUGCCCGCUUGACCCCUAUCCCUCUCCUCUCUUCCCAGACCAUUUCGGAGACCUUCUCCCUUACCUCACCUCGCUCAUCAACUCAUCCUUUACCGCUUGGCUAUGUCCCUUCCGUCUUCAAGAGAGCGAGAGUGCACCCCUCCUCAAAAAACCUACACUCGAUCCCUCCGAUGUUAACAACUACAGACCAGUAUCCCCUUCUUUCUUUUCUCUCCAAAACUCUUGAGCAUGCCGUCUCUAGCCAACUCUCCUGCUAUCUCUCUCAGAAUACCUUCUUGAUCCAAACCAGUCAGGUUUCAAGACUGGUCAUUCACUGAGACUGCUCUUCUCUGUGUCACGGAGGCUCUCCGCACUGCUAAAGCUAACUCUCUCUCCUCUGCUCUUAUCCUUCUAGCCUAUCUGCUACCUUUGAUACUGUGAACCAUCAGAUCCUCCUCUCCACCCUCUCCGAGUUGGGCAUCUCCGGCAUGCUCACUCUUGGUGUCACGAUUUCCGCCGAGGCUGCCCCCCCCCUGGUUGGGCAGGCUUCGGCGUUUGUCAUCACCGGAGUACUAGCUACUGCCGAUCCCAUUCUCAUCACUCCCCAAAAUUAUAUGUGAUAAGUGUUCCCUUGUUCCCCUUGUCAUUGUGAGUGAUUGUUUUUGUGAGAGCGUGUAGCUCGGUGGAGCUACUAUCACUGUGUUUAUGCCAAGGUGGAUGUUUUCCCUGUAAUAGUUUCGUUUGACGCUUGGGGCGUUUUGAUUAUGUAAACGGAAUAAACUCUGAACUUCUGUAUUUUACCUCCUGUCCUGACUCUCUCUUCACACCUCGUCACACUUGGAUUGCGACCUACCUUACAGGUCGCUCCUACCAGUGGCGUUGCGAGAAUCUGUCUCUGCACCACGUGCUCUCACCACUGGUAUCCCCAGGGCUCAGUUCUAGGCCCUCUCCUAUUCUCUCUAUACAACCCAAGUCACUUGGCUCUGUCAUAUCCUCACAUGGUCUCUCCUAUGAUUGCUACGCUGACGACACACAAUAAAUUUUUCUCCUUUCCCCCUUCUGAACCAGGUGGCGAAUCACAUCUCUGCAGUCUAGCAGACAUAUCAGUGUGGAUGUCGGAUCACCACCUCAAGCUGAACCUCGGCAAGACGGAGCUGCUCUUCCUCCCGGGGAAGGACUUGCCCGCUCCAUGAUCUCGCCAUCAUGGUUGACAACUCCAUUGUGUCCUCCUCCCAGAGUGCAAAGAACCUUGGCGUGACCCUGGACAACACCCUGUCGUUCUCCGCUAACAAUCAAAGCGGUGACCCGAUCCUGCAGGUUCAUGCUCUACAACGUUCGCAGAGUACGACCCUACCUUACACAGAAAGCAGCACAGGUCCUAAUCCAGGCACUUGUCACCUCCCGUCUGGAUACUCCUACUCGCUGUUUGUUGGCUGGGCUCCCUGCCUGUGCCAUAAACCCCUACACUUACCCAGAACGCUGCAGCCCAUCUGGUGUUCAACCUUCCCAAGUUCCUCCUCCACACACUCCACUGGCUUCCAGUUGAAGCACACAUCUACUACAAAACCAUGGUGCUUGCUGCGGAGCUGUGAGGGGAACGGCACCGCCUUACCUUCAGGCUCUGUUCAGACCCUACAGCCACAACGAGGGCACUACGUUCAUCCACCUCUUGGCCUGCUAGCCCCCCUACCUCUACGGAAGCACAGUUCCCGCUCGAGCCCAGUCAAACAAGCUCCCUCACGACGCCAAGGACAGCGGAGUCACUGGACCACCUUCCGGAGACACUUGAAACCAUAUCUCUUUAAGGAAUACCUGGAAUAGUAUAAAAGUAAUCCUUCUACCCCCCCUCCCCAUCCCCCCCCAAUAAAAAAAAAGAUUGGGUGGUUGUCCCACAAGCUAUCAUAAGUUGAAUGCACCAAUUUGUAAGUCGCUCUGGAUAAGAGUAAUGUAAUGUGUGGCAAGUGCCACUUUGCUUCUUGAAAAUCCUAUAAUUUUUCCUUUAAGUUAAGAGGAUGACAAUGAUACAUCUGCAUGUGCAUAUUAUUAUCAACUGAAACAGCAUCUCUCAAACCUACGGCAUAAUGACAACAAUCAGGUGAAAUAUAAUAACAUGCAUAAUGACAACAAUAAGGUUUACGUCUGCUUUGUGACAUAAAUAACAAAUAUUGUGACAUAUAGGUAAUGUAGUCAGCAAAGGUGACAUAUAACUAAUUGUCUGCAUAGUUCACAUUUAACUACAAUGGUUAAAUGUGACUUUUGAGAUACUCUAAUAAGAAAUUUAAAAAAGCAUUCCCACAAUCUGAGUUAUAUUGUUGCAGGUGCAUGGGAAUAAUGCGAAUAGAGAAAGCGCACACUGCUCUUGCUCGUAUCAGUUUUUUUAUUCAAGCUUACACAAAAUAUUCUAAUAAGACCAUGUUGCGUUGCUAGGUAUGUGUGAUGAGGAGACAAGCGUGUGGAUCUGUAAGCCCACGGGCCUCAACCAGGGGCGAGGCAUCUUCCUCCUGAGAGCCAGGAAGACAUCUCGGCCUUCAGACUCAAGCUGCAGAACAUCGCAGAGAGCCAGUGCAACAGGACGUUGCCUUUUCGCUUGCCCCAGGCACGCAUCGUGCAGCAGUGGGUGAACACUAGGGCUGUGAACGCUACUUUAUGAGGACAUUCAGUACUGUGUCUAAAAAGCCAAAAGGAAUUGCAAAUGAUAUGAUCAUCAUAUACAGUGCCUUCGGAAAGUAUUCAGACACCUUUACUUUUUCCACAUUUUGUUUACGUUACAGCCUUAUUCUAAAAUGGAUUAAAUAGUUUUUUCCCCUCAUCAUCUCACACAAUACCCCAUAAUGACAAAGAAAAAAACAGGUUUUUAGAAUUUUUUGUAAUGUAUUACAAAUAAAAAAACUGAAAUACUACAUUUACGGGGGACCAGUAUGAAAAAUGUAUGCACUCACUAACUGCAAGUUGCUCUGGAUAAGAGCGUCUGCUAAAUUACUCAAAUGUAAAUUUACAUAAGUAUUCAGACCCUUUACUCGUACUUUGUUGAAGCAGCUUUGGCAGCGAUUACAGCAUCGAGUCUUCUUGGGUAUGACGCUACAAGCUUGGCACACCUGUAUUUGGGGAGUUUCUCCCAUUCUUCUCUGCAGAUCCUCUCAGCUCUGUCAGGUUGGAUGGGGAGCAUUGCUGCACAGCUAUUUUCAGGUCUCUCCAGAGAUGUUUGAUCGGGUUCAAGUCCGGGCUCUGGCUGGGACACUCAAGGACAUUCAGAGACUUGUCCCGAAGCCUCUCCUGCAUUGUCUUGGCUGUGUGCUUAGGUUCGUUGUCCUGUUGGAAGGUGAAUCUCCGCCCCAGUCUGAGGUGCUGAGCACUCUGGAGCAGGUUUUCAUCAAGGAUCUCUCUGUACUUUGCUCCGUUCAUCUUUGCCUCGAUCCUGACUAGUCUAUCAGUCCCUGCCGCUGAAAAACAUCCCCACAGCAUGAUGCUGCCACCACCAUGCUUCAACCGUAGGGAUUGUGCCAGGUUUCCUCCAGACGUGACGCUUGGCAUCCAGGCCAAGAGUUCAAUCUUGGUUUCAUCAGACCAGAGAAUCUUGUUUCUUAUGGUCUGAUAGUCUUUAGGUGCCUUUUGGCAAACUCCAAGCGGGAUGUCAUGUGCCUUUUACUGAGGAGUGGCUGCCGUCUGGCCACUCUACCAUAAAGGCCUGAUUGGUGGAGUGCUGCAGAGAUGUUUGUCCUUCUGGAAGUUUUCUCCCCAUUUCCACAGAGGAACUCUAGAGCUCUGUCAGCGUGACCAGUGGGUUCUUGGUCACCUCCCUGACCAAGGCCCUUCUCCCCCGAUUGCUCAGUUUGGCCGGGAGGCCAGCUCUCUUCUUCCAUUUAAGAAUGAUGAAGGCCACUGUGUUUCUUGGGGACUGCAGAAAUGUUUUGGUACCCUUCCCCAGAUCUGUGCUUUGACACAUCCUGUCUCGGAGCUCUAAGAACGAUUCCUCGACCUCAUGGCUUGGUUUUUUCUCUGACAUGCACUGUCAACUGUGGGACCUUAUAUAGACAGGCGUGUGCCUUUCCAAAUCAUGUCCAAUCAAUUGAAUUUACCACAGGUGGUAAAUCAAGUUGUAGAAACAUCUCAAGGAUGAUCAAAGGAAACAGGAUGCACCUGAGCUCAAUUUCGAGUCUCAUAGCAAAGGGUCUGAAUACUUAUGUAAAUAAGGUAUUUCUGUUAAAUGUAUUUAAUACAUUUGCAAAAAUUUCUAAAAAACUGUUUUCGCUUUGUCAUUAUUGGGGUAUUGUGUAUAUAUUGCUGAGGAUUUUUUAUUUAUUUAAUCCAUUUUAGAAUAAGGCUGUAACGUAACAAAAUGUGGAAAAAGUCAAGUGAAUACUUUCCGAAGGCACUGUACUGUAUUCUAUCAUUCUUAUUUAUUGAUGUGGUUAUACUGUAGUCAUUCUCCAUGAAUUGCAAGCUGCCAGUGUCUACCACAUUCGAAUUGGAUAUAUUAUUCAAUUUCUCACCAACGGAAUGCAAGAUCUGUUUUUAAAAGAGUGAUGUACUAUAGACGGGUUGGUUGUUUAACAAAACCGACACGUGCGCAACUAUGGGGCAAACCAGACGGGGUUGGCUUAGAUUGUUGACAACAUGUCAACAUAUUUAGUCUUCAAUGUUUAUUAAAACAUAAAUAAAGCUGCACAUUGAUCACUUGGUGUCUCUCAAAUACAUUGUUACAGUUGUUGGUUAGCUAGCUCGUGAAUUUUAGCCAUAUUAGCAUAGACGAAACAUCAGUCAAAACACCUCAAACAAGACAUGGUAUUAAGAACAAGAUAAACUAACUGAAACGAGCCACUUACGAUUCCCCACAUGGCAGUUUCUUGUCAUUGUUGCUAGCUAUCUUGCUAUCCAGAAUCACAACAACACACGGCCUUCUCCACCAUUGAAGCGUGCGCAUCGUUUUUCGUGACGUUCUUAGCUAACCCGUCUAUUGAUACAAGGCUCUGGGCCUGUAUUCAGAAAGAGUCUCAGAGUAUGAGUGCUGAUCUAGGAUCCGUUUUGCCUUAUAGAUCAUAUGAAUAUGAUUAUUUGGACUGCGGGGACGAUCCUAGAUCAGCCAAGUGGAUUAUAAUGUAUAUCUAAUGUUCCUCGGGUAUGUCCAGAACCCUCUGCUCCUAAAGGGGAGAAAGUUUGAUGUGCGCUCCUAUUUCCUCAUUGCCUGCACUUCACCCUAUAUGGCAUUUUUUCGCCAUGGUUACGUGCGCUUGACCUGUGACCUUUAUGACCCCAACUCCCCCAACCUCUCUUCCCAUUUGACCAAUCAGGUUAGUAGAAAAAUGAUGCUUCUCUUUCUUGGCUUACAAAAUUUUUUUGCCUCCCCUGAGCAGGAUAGUGUUUUUCGUCAUGAAUCUUGUUCUGGAGGCAGCUCUGCAGAGUGGUCACUAGCUGGCACAGCCACAAAUUCAUAAAAAAUCUGAUUUAAAAACCUAACCCUAACCUUAACCCUAACCACACUGCAAACCCUAAUGUCUAACCCUAACCCUUAAAUUAGACCAAAAAUUUAAAAAUUGUUUUCAUGAAUUUUUACAAUAUAGGCAAUUUUGACUUUGCAGCUGGCCUAUGUAAGGGAAAUCGCUCAGUUCUGCCUCCAGGACAAGGCUCAUGACAAUAAAUGUCAACCUGCUCCCCUGACCUGCAAGUUUAGUCAUAUAAGCAGAGAAAUCACUAUUUCAGAAUCAGGUUGUCAGCAGAUGCAUCUCCAUAGGAUACUGCAUGAAAAUAGACCAGAAACCAGGUCAUAAAAUAAUGGUACCAAUCCAGUCUCAAACUGUUGGCCCAGUAACAACUCCUCUCUCUGGCCCAUUCAUGUGUAUCCUGGUCCCCCUUUUGUUUCCCCACAGUACUGCAGAAGAAGAAUCCUCUCUACAGCGUGCUGAAGGAGGAGACCGUCUGGUCCAUGGAUCGAUUCAACACUUACGUCAAUGACAAGCUCAGUGUUUUCCAAGGGCCUGCCUAGGACUGGGUGCUUGGCGCUUUUGCCGUGAGUUUGAUCGUUUGUUAGGUUUACAUCAUGGUUAAGUUAACCCUUCAGGGAUCAAUUAUGAAAGCAUCAUUGUUGUUAUUUAUAGUUAAGUGAUGUACAUAUUUGUGUGAUUUUACUCCUGGGAGAGAUACGAACUACAUCCUCUCCACCAACACUUUGUGUCUGUCUGUCUGCCUGUUUUGUCUGUAUGUCUGUCCGUCUGUUUGUCUGUCUGGGCUUUCUGUCUGUCUCUCCCUUGCCCUAUGUAUGUUUUCCAUUCAUAGAAGCGAAUGCAGCAGAUCAUGAUCCAGUGUUUUUUUUCGCUGUGAAAGCCAAGCUAGAUCGUAAACUGGGGUACUUUGACCUGAUUGGCUGUGACUUCAUGAUUGACGAUGAUUUUAAGGUCGGCAAAACACCUCAUUUGGUUUUUAAUGUACAGUGUGUGAGUUUAAAUGUAUUUGUGAGCGGUUGGUCGGAUUAACAGUUAAUGUGCUUGCUGUGCCUUGGUCUGUUCUCAUCUAGGUGUGGCUGUUGGAGAUGAACUGUAACCCAGCCCUCCACACCAACUGUGAGGUCCUGAAGGAAUUUGAUUCCCAGUACUGUUGUGGAGACUUUGGGUGAGCACACACUACCGUUCACAUGACUGGCUUAACCAGUUCUGUUGGACUAUGAUAUUACCCUCAAGAACUUGACAAGAAUAUCCUCAAAUGCAGCUGAUCUCAGAAAUAAACUCAGUAUGGAAAUACUUUUUUGUCUUUGUAAUUCAAGAUAGCGAGAUGAUUUGUUGAUGUGUCACCAGUUCCCCUUUAAUUUGUUAGUUUGCCUGUGUGUGGCUGUUCUCUUUGUUUUUCUGUUGGAGGGUUGAAAAUAGCCUGGUGUGUGACAGCUACUACCCAGCUGUAGGUUAGUCAGGCCUUACAGCCUAUGCCUUAUCUCCUGCAGAUCUGACUCUGGAGAUCUUCACAAGUGUCGCUGUGGGCUGAAGCUGCUGCCACUGGCCAGUCAGAGGGACUUUGUGCUACUAUAUGAUGGCGAGACCGCACCUGUCCCUGUUCUCAGCCGUAGGAGCAAAACAGCAGUACGCCUCCGAGCCCAGCGCCCAAAGAGUGCUCCACCCAAAUGCCCUUCAACCACCAGCAGGACUCAGAAGGCCGAGUCUGUAGCAUCAGUGUCUCGGGAGAAGUCAGUGAGUGAAAACACAUUUUCUCCUGUAUCCAUGAUGGCUGUCUUGGAACCCCUGAUGGCAUUGAUGCCCCCCAAACCUCCGGCGCCGACCAUCCUUCCCUGUCACUAACACAAUGAUCCAUCCCUGCAGCCGGGUCCCAACCGACCCACAGGCCCAGCAGGGUCCCUCAACCCCAUCCCACCCAUAACCCAGUCCUCGCCCCCAAGCCAGCCCAAGCCGCGUGGAGCUCCGGCUCAGCAAGUGCACUUGGCAGGGGCGAUCGGGGAACUCAGAACAUCGCAAGCCCCCAGAUCUCCUGUGGGUUUAAGAGCACCUUCAUGUCCUUGUCCACCCCGGCUAUGACUGAAGGCUCGCGCCUCUCUGUGAGAUGCCUGCGGGCCUCCAAAGCCUGCCACCCUGACCAGGAACAACCCUUCUGCUACUCUCUGAGGCCCACCCAGUUCCGCCUGGCCCAACCUGGCACCAGCGGCCCCGUGUGGACAGACAAACAGGACAAGGAAGGGGGACAAGAGGGAGAAGGGGGCCAGGACCCGGUGUAGACACACAGAGUGCAGCCAAGGAAGAGAAAGAGGACAAAGAGCACAGGGAGCAGCUGUGA